GGAAAACUCUCAUACCCUCAGCCAUGGCUUCUGUUUGUCUCAACCUCUUCACCCUCCCUUUGCUAGCCACUCUACUGGCCGGAAUCUUCCCCUCUGGUAACUUCAUGACCCCUCUUAACUGCACAAAAAACAUAAACGCAUGCACUGCUGUUUUAUACCACAUGAACUCCGGUCUAUCACAGCAGCAGAUAGCCUCCAAUUACUCCGUUAACAUAUCCCAAUUUAGCAACAUUUCCCACAAGAACAGACAGGCUUACCUUAUAAAAGUGCCCUGUUCAUGCCAAGAUGUUAAUGGCACUACUGGGUACCUCUACAACACCAACUACACUGUGAAACCGAAUGACCCAUUCUUCAAUGUUUCUACCUAUAUAUGCAGCGAAUGGGCUCUGGAAGUUGGAGGAGAAGAAGAGUUGUUUGCGAUUGACCAGCAAGUUCCGUUGCAUCUGUUGUAUGGCUGCGUAGAGACAAUAUCUGAGAUUAUAGUGACUUACACAGUUCAGCAGGGUGGCACUUUGUCAGAUAUUUCUACCUUGCUUUCCGCUAGAAUCAGUGAUGUAGAGAAAAUGAACUCGAUUCUGAAAGAAAAUCCAGGAAGAAGACACAUGUGGACAAUAUUCAUUGGCAUAUUGUCAGCUGUGACAUUGCUUUCAAUCAUCACUUUACUGAUUAUUCUCAUUCGGAAGCGAAGAUCCCAACAAAAGAAUGAGCAGGAAGGUGCAAAAACAACGGCCGCAUCCACAAGCAAGAGUACUAGAGCAUUUUCUAUGAACAACCAACUUCUUUACAGAGAAAACACAGAAGUUUUUGAAUCAGAAAGACCAGUAGUAUACGGUCUAGAGGAGAUUGAAGAAGCUACAAUUAAUUUUGACGAAUCUAAGAAAAUUGGAGCAGGGGAUUAUGGGAGUGUGUACUAUGGAAUUCUAACUACAGGACAGGAGGUUGCAAUAAAGAAGAUGAGAUCCAACAAGCCCAAGAAGUUCUUUGCAGAGCUCAAAGUCUUAUGCAAGAUCCAUCACAUUAAUGUUGUGGAGGUAUUAGGGUUUGCUACUGGGGAUGACCACAUCUACUUAGUUUACGAGUAUGUCCAGAACGGAUCCCUCAGCAAUGAUCUCCACGAGUCAUUACCAAAAGGUCAUCAGCCUCUUUCUUGGACAGCAAGAACCCAGAUUGCACUUGAUGCUGCCAGGAGCAUUGAGUACAUUCAUGAUCACACAAAAGCACAAUACGUUCACCGUGAUAUAAAGACAAGUAACAUUCUACUUGAUAAGAGCCUCCGUGCUAAGGUUGCAGAUUUUGGAUUGGCAAAGCUAGUUGAGAGAACUAGUGACGAAGACCUUAUAGCUACAAGAUUGAUCGGUGAAGGAGCUUCAAAUCACCCCAAAAACAGAUGUAGGAACAAGGUUUUCCAAGAUGAUGACCCUGAAUCAGCUUUGGAAGAUGUAAUAGAUGGAAAUCUCAGAGGCAACUACCUCAUGAAGGAUGCGUAUAAGAUGGCUGAAAUUGCUGAGUUGUGCUUGAGAAGAUGCAGUGAGCAGACCGGAGAUGCAAAACAUAGUUGUAUCUCUUUCCCAAAUUGUGAUAUCCUCAAUUGAGUGGGAAGCUUCACUAGGAGAUAAUGGCCAAGUUUUUAGUGGGCUAUUCAAUGGAAUAUGAGAGAAUGUUUAGCAGAAAACUCAUGUCACAACAAUUUUUGGACGAGAAAGAAUUGAAACUACAAAUUUUCCUUGAAUUUGAUGAUAAAUUGGCUGGUUGAAU
Rubroshorea leprosula is the source of this 1755-nucleotide messenger RNA. NCBI's taxonomy places the organism in Eukaryota, Viridiplantae, Streptophyta, Magnoliopsida, Malvales, Dipterocarpaceae. The record is from the annotation of a GenBank genome assembly.